UCUCGCCCUUUAAAUCUAAAAUGGCGAUUGGCUAAAUGAGUUGGGGGUUUUAAAAUAAUCCUGAAUCAUAUUAUAGUUACUUUAUUGUUGUUUCGUGAUAAAAAGGAUCAAUAAUAAUGAUGCGUCUUCUAUUAAAAAAAUUAAUUAAUUCUUUUUGAAAGGAAAUAUAAGCAUAUUUUACAUAGUGAAUGUUAUUCUGUUUAGAUGAAGUUUGACUAGCUUUGGACGCGUUAUUGCACCGGCGUAAAGUUGCAGAUAUAUAUUGCAUCUGUAAAGAAGUACACUCAUAUGGAUUGAACUGUGAUUUUAUUCUAAACUAAUCUUGAAGAAUCUACUAAAUAUGGACUCUGUUAGCGAACUGGAACACGAUAGACUGGUUAAAGAGGCAGAGAGUUUAAAGAUACGUUUAGAGGAUGAACGGCAAAAGCUAAAUGAUGUUACUCUUGCCAGUGUAGCUGAUCGGUUGGAAGGAAUAAAUUGCAUAAAUGUAAAACCUCGACGUGUUUUAAAAGGCCAUCAGGCAAAAGUUCUUUGUUCUGAUUGGUCUCCUGAUAAGCGUCAUAUUGUUUCUUCUUCUCAGGAUGGCAAAAUGAUAAUAUGGGAUGCUUUUACAACAAAUAAGGAACAUGCAGUUACAAUGCCUACGAUAUGGGUAAUGGCAUGUGCUUAUGCUCCUAGUGGUAUUUUAGUAGCAUGCGGGGGAUUAGACAACAAAGUAACAGUUUAUCCUUUAAGUUUAGAAGAUGAUGUUACAACUCGUAAAAAAACUGUUGGAACUCACACAUCGUACAUGUCAUGUUGUGCAUUUCCGAAUAGCGAUCAACAAAUUUUAACAGGAAGCGGUGAUAGUACAUGUGCUUUAUGGGACGUUGAAAGUGGUCAAUUGCUUCAAAGUUUUCAUGGACAUUCUAGCGAUGUUAUGUCAAUUGAUUUAGCACCAAGUGAAACGGGCAACACGUUUGUAUCGGGUAGUUGCGACAAAAUGGUUCUAAUUUGGGAUAUGCGUAGUGGACAAUGUGUUCAAAGCUUUGAAGGACAUCAGUCCGAUGUUAAUUCGGUAAGAUUUCAUCCAAGUGGCGAUGCAGUAGCAACAGGUUCCGAUGAUGCUACCUGCCGACUUUUUGAUUUACGCGCUGAUAAAGAAGUAGCCAUUUAUGCGAAAGAAAGUAUCAUAUUUGGAGCAAAUACAAUAGAUCUUAGUGUUAGUGGACGUUUAUUGUUUGCUGGGUAUAAUGAUUAUACAGUAAAUAUAUGGGAUACUUUAAAGUGCCAAAGAGUAGCACUUUUAUAUGGACACGACAAUCGUGUGUCUUGUUUAAGAGUUUCGCCGGAUGGUACUGCAGUUUCAACUGGAAGUUGGGAUUCGACGCUACGCGUUUGGGCUUAGAUUUAAAUUUAAUCUCUCUUUCCUAAUGCCUAUUGGUACACCUCAAAACAUAUAUUCCAUACACAAGCCUUAUGUUAAUUAUGGCGAAAUGGAAGGAGGUACUGUUAUGAUCAUAUAUGUAUUAGCAUGCAAUUGAAAUUUAAGUAAUUGUCAUUUAAUCGUUAGAUAGUUACAAAUAUAUCAUAUAGUUGAUCAUUCAAAAAUUAUGUUAGGCUGGCCCUAAUUUAUAUAGAAUAUGAAAAAAGAAAAAUAAAGAGAUUUAUUUCAUUGAUUGUUGUAUAAACUGUUACACGCAUAAUAUGUGAAAUAAAAUAAAGAUUAGAUUAAUGAAAUUUAUGUUACCUUGGUAAUGUUCAAUUCAAGAUGAACUCUUGAAAUACCUAAGAAUAAAGAUAAGGUAAAAUAGUAAAAAGCGUAUUUACCGCGCACCA
Polistes dominula (European paper wasp) is the source of this 1818-nucleotide messenger RNA. RefSeq names its product guanine nucleotide-binding protein subunit beta-5 (gene Gbeta5). Gene Ontology annotation, biological process: signal transduction. The record is from RefSeq and is a predicted model, not a curated record. Lineage: Eukaryota; Metazoa; Arthropoda; Insecta; Hymenoptera; Vespidae. Gene Ontology annotation, molecular function: protein binding.